Molecule: messenger RNA, 777 nt
Organism: Salvia hispanica
Lineage: Eukaryota; Viridiplantae; Streptophyta; Magnoliopsida; Lamiales; Lamiaceae
Source: RefSeq, a predicted model, not a curated record
AAUUACUAUAAAUGGUAAAGAGGUCUCACAUUUCACUACCUAAUACUCCCUCUGUACCACAAUAAGAGUCACAUUUUGUCAUUUCGGUUUGUCCUACGAUUAGAGUCACAUUUCAAUUUUUUCCGUAAAAAAUAAGUAGCUCACACGUUCCACUGAAUCACUUCACUCACGUUUUAUUGUGGGACGAACCGAAAUGACAAAAUGUGACUCUUAUUAUAGGACAAAUGGAGUAUUAUUCACUAGAGAGACUUACAUACCCUUUAACUAGGUACAUGGAGAUACAACUUAACAUUUCAUACAAAAUGUAUUAGGUGAACACAUAAUUAAACUUGCAUUUUUGCAAAGGAAGCUGUGAAUGCAAAAUAGUGAAGCAUCAUGUGAUCUGGUUUUGUAGGAUAUUCAUGUUAGAACUAAUAGGCCUAAGGUUGGGUGUGAUCGGAUUAUUCUGCGUCGCCCUUCUGUUUCUCCCGGUUGCUCGAGGCUCCCUUCUUCUCCGCCUCAUCGACAUCCCCUUCGAGCAUGCUGCCCGAUAUCACGUCUGGCUCGGCCAUCUAACCAUGCUCCUCUUCACUCUCCACGGCCUUUUCUACGCCAUCGCAUGGACCAUCGAAGGCCGCCUUCUCGAUCAACUAAUGGAAUGGAAAAACAAUGACGUGGCGAAUCUUCCCGGUGUGAUCAGCCUUGCAGCUGGUUUGCUCAUGUGGGUCACAUCUCUUCCUGGUGUUAGGAGAGUCAACUUCGAGCUCUUCUUCUACACCCACCAAUAUGAGAUAUUGU